Molecule: messenger RNA, 744 nt
Organism: Pestalotiopsis fici W106-1
Lineage: Eukaryota; Fungi; Ascomycota; Sordariomycetes; Amphisphaeriales; Sporocadaceae
Exons: 2
Coding region: 1-744 (247 amino acids)
Source: RefSeq, a predicted model, not a curated record
AUGAAGUUCUCCUUGGCAACAGUUCUGGCCUUGAGCCUCACAGCUGAGGCUCACACCAUCUUCCAAAAAGUCUCGGUCAACGGAGCCGAUCAAGGCUCUCUUGUCGGCCUGCGCGCGCCAAACAACAACAAUCCCGUCUACGACGUCACGUCCAAUGAUAUUGUCUGCCAGCAAGCCGGCACUACUUCGUCUACAAUCAUCAACGCCAACCCAGGCGACAAGAUUGGUGCCUGGUUCCAGCACGUCAUUGGCGGUGCGCAAUUCUCCGGCGACGCUGAUAACCCCAUCGCCAAAUCGCACAAGGGCCCAGUGACGGCGUGGCUCGCCAAGGUGGACAAUGCGGCGUCGGCGUCCAAGACGGGCCAAAAGUGGUUCAAGAUCUGGGAAGACACCUUUGACACGUCGUCCAAGACGUGGGGAGUCGACCGGCUCAUCUCCAACAAUGGCUGGGCCUACUUUACCCUGCCCACGUGCGUCGCGGCCGGCGACUACCUCCUCCGCGUCGAGAUUCUGGCGCUGCACUCGGCCAAGACCAGCAAGGCGGCCCAGUUCUACAUGAGCUGUGCCCAGCUGCACAUUGGCGGCAGCGGCACCACCACGCCGAGCUCCACCGUCUCGUUCCCCGGCGCCUACAAGCAGGACGACCCGAGCAUCCUCAUCAACAUUUACGGCUCCACGGGCCAGCCCGACAAUGGCGGCAAGGCCUACUCGGCCCCGGGUAAUGUCCCAGUCAUGAAGUGCUGA